Messenger RNA from Maylandia zebra (zebra mbuna), 342 nucleotides. Lineage: Eukaryota; Metazoa; Chordata; Actinopteri; Cichliformes; Cichlidae. The record is from RefSeq and is a predicted model, not a curated record.
AUGGGGGAUGUCAAGAAAGGAAAGAAAGUGUUUGUGCAGAAAUGCUCCCAGUGCCGCACAGUGGGAAAGGGGGAGAGCCACAAGGUGGGGCCCAACCUGUGGGGACUGUUUGGAAGGCAGACAGGGCAAGCACCUGGCUACUCCUAUACACAGGCCAACAUUGAUACAGAUAUUGUAUGGGAUGAAGACACAGAAAAUCCAAAAAAGUACAUUCCAGGCACCAAGAUGAUCUUCAGUGGCAUCAGAAAGAAAAAAGAGAGAAAGGAUAUUAUAGACUAUUUAAAAGAAGCUUAUGAGGCGCAUAAACUACUGCUGAUCGAUGCUUGUGUGGAACAUUGUUAG